GGAUUAGAUUAAUUCUUGACAAUUUGAGUACCUCACUGGGGACUAUAUAAAGCUCAAUCGCAAAGUGUCCUCGGUCGACUUGAUCAUCAUUUGACAACAGGGCAUCAUGAUGCUGUUCCAAUUGAUACCGUUCCUUCUAGCUGCACAACUAAACGUGACAAAAAACAAUGGAUGGAAAUUCGGACCAGAAUACAAUUUUUCCGGCUUUGCGAAGAUGGUAAUUUCUCUGGAACAGGAUAUGGGAGAAGCACGUGGAACUGGUGUGUAUUUUACUUUGACGUGCCGUCCACGAGAGCCUGAGUUUCUCCGAUGUCAACUGCUAAAUACAACUAUUACUCGGCUAAAACCUGAAGGGUUCACCAUUGAUGCGGCAGAACCGGAUGCCAACGAUACUCAGAGGGUCUUCAAUAUCCUGAAGGUUCCAUUCGAAAUAAAAUUCAAUGAAAAAGGGAUUGAUACCUUUGUCACAGAAGCAGAGGACAUGCCACUUUGGAGCAUCAACCAGGUUCGGCUAAUUACUAGUCAAUUGCAUUUUGGUAUCGAUGGUCAUUACGAGCUGGGACAGACUCAUAAAAUUCAGGAGAAUUUUACAAUUGGAGAUUGCGAAGUAGAUUUUACGAUAACUGAACAACAAACGGGUCAGGAUACUCCGGGAAACAAUAAUUUCAAGUUGAAGCCUCUGGGAAACAUAGGUAAUUUCGCGGGUAAAUCGAUUCUACUGACAAAAGAAAGACAUUUUAAGAAUUGUGUCAAAUUCGUCGAACCGUUCUUCGGAUCUCGUUAUACCCUGGGAGUUUUGCUGAGAGAUGUCAUCACAAAACUGAAAACAUCAGCCAGUAGAAUUUUCAUAUCUAAUCACGAUUUUUCAUCUGAGACUAUAAACGAAAGUGACGUAUACGACCAAAAUCGUACAAAAAUAGGUAAAGUGAUAGACCACCUGAAGCUGACGUUGGAAUCAGUCACACCAGCUAAGGAGAAAAUGCAGAAAUUUUCGAAGCCAUUGGUAUGGGGUAAUCUAGGGAAUCUGUCCGGAUUAAAGGGCCCAAGCUUCUGAGGCGGGACAUCGGAAGCGAUUAUUUUAUAAUAAUAACUUAGACGUUUCACUAACUACCCAGAGUAAUGAAUUAAUUCUACUUCACUAAAACAUCUCUUACACAACAAUCAAUGAAUUUUGUGAACAAGCCAAUCAUCCGGUAAUUAAUUAAAUAAAGAGCGAUCAGUAUUCUGUC
Messenger RNA from Diachasmimorpha longicaudata, 1229 nucleotides. RefSeq lists its product as uncharacterized. The record is from RefSeq and is a predicted model, not a curated record. The transcript has 4 exons. Gene Ontology annotation, molecular function: lipid carrier activity. Lineage: Eukaryota; Metazoa; Arthropoda; Insecta; Hymenoptera; Braconidae. Gene Ontology annotation, biological process: lipid transport. The coding region runs from base 107 to 1054 and encodes 315 amino acids.